AUGGCUUAUGCAGCGACCAAACGAAAGCUCAGCGUGAGUCAAGACAGAUUCUCGGACAAGUCCGUUUCGUCACUUUCUAGAUACCCAGCCACCAAAUUUCGAGGAUUUCUUAGAUUCAGGUCAUUGGUUCGUCGUGCUCCGGUCUCAAAAAAGAAGUCUUCAAGACCUAGAGAUUACUGUCCAAAUGUGGAGAUUACUCAUGAAGCAAGCAAUUUGCUCGGUCACAAGUUUGAUUCAAAUGAACCCAUAUUGAAAUCACCUGACUUGAUUGAUUUGGUUGAUGAAGAUUCAAGUAUUGAACAAGUUUCUCCAGUGGAUGAAGAUGAUAAGAAAUAUUCUUCUCCUUUGCGUGUUCCUAAUGAUAAUAUUGGGAACUUCUUAAGAGUUCCAUUGAUCCGCAGAUCUCCUCGUUUGAAGAAAAAACGCUUUGAGGUAUCUCAGGAGCUUUUUAUACCGCUCAAAGAAGAGGAAAAUGCUGAAGUCAAUAGUGCCUUCUCUGUGAGAAAUAGAAUGAAAGUCUUGGUUUUGCAUAAAACCUCCGGCAUUGAAAUCCGUGGAGAGACUUUACAAUGCCUCAAACCGUGUGUUUGGCUUAACGACGAUGUCAUCAAUCUCUAUCUCGAAUUACUGAAAGAAAGAGAAACUAGAGAUCCUCAAAAGUACUUCAAGUGUCAUUUCUUCAAUACGUUUUUUUACGUCAAGGUUCACUUUUUACCCAGUUACAAUUACAAAGCUGUCAGGAGAUGGACGAGACAUAAAAGGCUCGGAUAUAAUCUUAUUGACUGUGACAUAAUAUUUGUUCCUAUCCAUGGAGGUGUACAUUGGACCCUUGCAGUGAUUAACAAAAGGGAAUGCAAAUUCCUGUAUCUUGAUUCACUAAAUGGAUCUGAUCCUACAGUUUUGACUGCCGUGGCUAAGUACUUUGUGGAUGAAGUGAAGGACAAGAAUGGGAAAACCAUUGACGUUGGCUCAUGGGACAUGGAAUGCGUUAAAGACCUUCCGCUACAACAGAACGGGUACGACUGUGGGAUGUUUAUGCUUAAGUACAUAGAUUUUUUCAGUAGAGGACUGGGGCUACAGUUUAGCCAGACGGACAUGCCAUACUUCAGGUUAAGAACAGCAAAGGAGAUACUGAGACUGCAAGCCGAUUAGGAUUUUAAGGCCGACAACAGUAUAUUAGAAACCUUAGUAAAAUCUAUUUUGCUUUGGCUGUGUGGAAUGCUAGAUAUCUCAUAUGGGCAUGGCUGCUUUUUUUGGAACUAUCGGUUAGAUAAUUUAUGGCAAAUAGAAUUGAAGGUUGUAGCUUAUUUCAAUGAUGAAUAUUACAAAAGCCAACAAUAUUAUUUUCGAAGCCUUUGAGAGCUCAAUCUAAUUUGUUUCUCUGGGAGUCAAGGAGAAUCUUAUGGUUAUGGGACAUUGGGGCUCCUGGCUGCAUCUUGGCAUUACCGGUUUGUAUUUUUGGUGUGCAAAGAUAACUAAACCUUGUU
Eruca vesicaria subsp. sativa (arugula) is the source of this 1487-nucleotide messenger RNA. The record is from the annotation of a GenBank genome assembly. NCBI's taxonomy places the organism in Eukaryota, Viridiplantae, Streptophyta, Magnoliopsida, Brassicales, Brassicaceae.